AGUAGAACUCACAAUCAAGCCAUCAGUAAUUUGAAGUCGAUGCCGAAUACAAUGGGCUAACCCCACCAACUCCACCAAUCACCAUCGUAGAUUUUCCCAACCUCUCCCUAUAAACAUUUUGCAAAUCGGGUUCUUCGCUUCUUGUAAUACAGCCAUGACUGACAAGAGAAAACAUCCGGAGGUGGGCACAAGUCCGACGACGCCUUUGGAGUUCAAAGUUCUGUCAUCUACAGGCAUAAUAAAGUGUGAUAUGGGUCAGGGUCGGAUCGGACUUGGUAUACUUGCCGCCCUUGAAAAUAUUCCGGCCAAGAAGUCCAAUUUCAGAUGCCGGAACCCAAUGGGAAAUGAAGCGGGUAGUUUGGAAGAAGAGAAUACAAUAGUUACUCAUCAUAAACCAGACAAAUCGUAUACAAAAGCUCACAUUGAAAUCAGAGAACAACCCUCCAUUUUUGACAUAUCACCUGCAAGGUUUGGUGACGAUGGUAUGAAGAUGCGUACGCCUUCUGAAUUUCUGAGUUCAUGUCAUCUAUGCAACAAAAGACUCAACGACAGAGACAUAUACAUGUACAGGGGAGAGAAAGCUUUUUGUAGCCCAGAAUGUAGGAGCAGACAGAUAGGGAUGGAUGAAAGACGAGAGAAACACUGUAGCUCACAUGCAUCUUCGACUCCUUCAAAUGCCACAAGCCCUCCUCACGUGUUGUUUUCUACCGGAAUUUUUGCAAUUUAGUCAACAUACGAAUCAUAUUUUCCAAAUAUAUGUAAAAAUUUGGAACAUCACCAUGUUGAAGAUUUCUGAAAACUAAAUCUAAUUCCAUUGUUUAGAUAAGAAAACCCACAAAACUAAUGUUACAUGUAUCCAUCCAUAUACAUCCUCAA
This is a messenger RNA of Lactuca virosa, 876 nucleotides long. Lineage: Eukaryota; Viridiplantae; Streptophyta; Magnoliopsida; Asterales; Asteraceae. The record is from the annotation of a GenBank genome assembly.